AAGUCGUAAGUACGACUGUAUGAAGUUGUAACUGUGUUAUUUUAUUAAACUAUCGUUUAACACCUUGUCUCCCAAUGCCUUUUAUCAUCACAUCACGGACGCUAUCAGCUUAUCACCGUCGUUAUCAAAUUAUCAUCAAGUACCGACGUCACCUUCCGUCCGCAUGACAACAUUGACAAGCGUCAUCGCAGCGGUUUGUCCUUAAUUCAGAUUGUUAAAUUGUUUUCUGUUCUCUUGCGUUCAGCAUCGUGGACACAUUCCGGAAAAAAUACGCUGAUGUGAAUUCUCGUAGAUUCACGUUCUGAGUGUUCUGACUGUCUCGUUUUUCUCCUCCGGCGACCUGCUAAGAAACUAUCUUAACAUCAACAUGUAUCUGAAAACAUGGAAAGAAUUCGAAACCGCCUCGUACAAUCUGCUCCUCAAAGAUCCGACCAGGGUUAGAUGCACUAUGAAAUAUUGUCACAGUGAAGCAACUGUGCAAUUAAAAGUUACAGAUGAUAUCUCGUGCUUGCAGUUUAAAACUUCAGAUAUACAAAAUGUAAAGAAAAUCGAAGUAUUUUAUGCUACAAUUAUGAAACAAAUAAUAUCUAAUGAGCUUUGAAAAUUGAAUCAAAACUAUAUUUAUUUUAAAUUCUGUAAGUUUAUUUUAAUUGUGAAAGUAUUUAAAAUGUUUAAGUGUGAAAGUACAUAUUGUUAUAACAUCAAAAUAUACGAAAAAAGUAUAAAAAUCACAAAAUGUAAUAACAUUCCAAACGAAAAAACAUGAAACCAUUAUUAAAUAAGUUGCCUCAUUAUUUGAUGACAUAAUAAUUUUGAGUGAUUCGUUAUUAUUUGAGGUGGGAAUUUGAUACUUUAAAAAACUUCUAAGUCUUGCUCAAAAUGAAAUAAAUUCAAAUUGUAAUUUUGAUUUCAUAACGAAAUUAAAAAAUUGGUUAUAAAUUGUAUUUAUAUACAAAUGAUAUGUAAAUAUUAAUUUCAUUUCACUGGUUUUGAAUAAACAAGGCAACAAUUUAUAAAUAAUUAACUAGUUUUAUUUUUUGUUUACCUAGUUAGCUUGGUAAUCUAAAGACUGACUAUAUUUUCAUGAAAUCUGUUUUAAAAGUCUAAUUAAACUUAUGGCAGUAUGCCAGUAUCCCACGUCUACAAAUAAAGUGUUUAAAAAUGACGUCUUAUCUACAUUUGUUGCUACUAUUUUAUUAACACAUA
Myzus persicae (green peach aphid) is the source of this 1206-nucleotide messenger RNA. RefSeq names its product signal recognition particle 9 kDa protein (gene Srp9). Gene Ontology annotation, biological process: SRP-dependent cotranslational protein targeting to membrane; negative regulation of translational elongation. The transcript has 3 exons. The record is from RefSeq and is a predicted model, not a curated record. Gene Ontology annotation, cellular component: signal recognition particle, endoplasmic reticulum targeting. Bases 368 to 601 code for a protein of 77 amino acids. Lineage: Eukaryota; Metazoa; Arthropoda; Insecta; Hemiptera; Aphididae. Gene Ontology annotation, molecular function: 7S RNA binding.